Messenger RNA from Triticum aestivum (bread wheat), 1980 nucleotides. Its product is annotated as protein WHAT'S THIS FACTOR 9, mitochondrial. The record is from RefSeq and is a predicted model, not a curated record. Gene Ontology annotation, molecular function: RNA binding. The transcript has 4 exons. The coding region runs from base 209 to 1381 and encodes 390 amino acids. Lineage: Eukaryota; Viridiplantae; Streptophyta; Magnoliopsida; Poales; Poaceae.
GCCGUGCUCCCCCGAGAGACAGAGGGGGGAAACAGAGCCGCGCUCCUGCCUCGCGACCGCGCCGGCCGCCGCCGCCGCCCCCUUUACGCUGCUAGGUUUCCUCCUACUCCUCCUUGUCUCCUUUCUUCUCGGCCUCCUGGUCCGGUGACGGCGGGCGAGCGUGGCGGUCCGCGAAAACGAGCACCUGGGCAGCGGCGAGUCUCGUUCCAUGGCGGGGCACUUGCUGGUGGCGGUGACGGGGAGGAGGAGAAGAUGGUGGGAGGCGCCAUUGUUUGCGGCGGAGCAGCGCGCGACGCUGGUUAACGUGAAGCUGAAGUUGGUCAAGGAUCCGGCGCUCGACGGGGCGUUGUCGCGGCAGCGCCACCUCCGCGCUGCCCACCACCUGCUCGACCUCGCGUCCUCGCGGCCCGGCCACCGCAUCUCGUGCCCCGAGCUCCUCGCCGACAAGUCCGUCCACAGGAUGUUUGGCUCCGCGGCCGCUGCGCUCGCCUUCCUCCGCAGAUACCACACCCUGUUCGCGCUCUCCCGCCGCGGUGGAGGCGGCGUGUCCCUCACGGACGCAGCGCUCGGCCUCCGGUGCCGGGAACUGGACUGCCUGGACGCCUCGGGGCCCGACCUGCUCGCUCGCCUUCGCCGCCUCCUCAUGCUCACCCUGCCGCGGUCGCUCCCGCUCCACACUGUCGACCUUCUCCGCUGGGACUUGGGCCUGCCCCGCGACUACCGCGCAUCAAUCCUCGGUCGCCACCCUGACCACUUCGCCCUUAGGCAGCCCGAGGGUGACGAGCGCAUCUGGCUCCACCUCCUCUCCUGGGAUGACCGUCUGGCUGUCUCGGAACUCGAGAAGGCUGCGGCGGGCGGCGACACCACCUGCCUCCCAUUUCCGGUGAGCUUCACGAGGGGGUUUGGCCUGAGGAGCAAGUCUAUGGACUGGCUGAAGGAGUGGCAGACGCUUCCAUACACUAACCCGUACGCCGACGCCUCCGGCCUUGACCGUCGCACUGAUGUGUCAGAGAAGCGGAAUGUCGGAGUGUUCCAUGAGCUGCUGCACCUCACAUUGGCAAGGAGGACAGAGCGCCACAACGUGAGCAACAUGAGGAUGCUUCUUGGCAUGCCACAGAAGUUUACCAAGGUAUUUGAGCGUCACCCGGGCAUUUUUUACCUUUCAAGGAUACAUGGCACACAGACAGUUGUACUCAGAGAAGCUUACGGUGGCACGAGCCAGCUGCUUGAGAAGCAUGCACAUCCACUUGUUGCUAUCAGGGAGGAGUAUGCCACCAUGAUGAGGGCUGCAUUGCCACCAAGGAAAAGCAGAGAAAGCUGCAACUAUUGUGGUGAACUGGACGAGGAAAGUGAGGGAGAAGAAGGAACUGAACUCUCUUAAUGAAUGUCUUGUUGGCUCAAUUAAUUCUUAGUGCACCUGAAUGAAGCAAAGCUAGUGACUUGAGAGAAUGGAUGCUCUCUGAUGGUUCAGAGCUACAAAUGCAUUGGAGAUUGAAAAAUGGAAUAUACUCCCUCUGUUCCAAAAUAAUUGAAGUUAUAGUUCAGUACAUCUGGUCAACUGGUCAUAUUGCACUGCGAGGCAAUGCUAUGAUGGCCACAGGCAUAUCCAUUGUUCUUCCGUUUAUCACAAUGGAAUUCAGAAGGAACCUUUUGGAGCAUUUCAGCUGGUGAAGAGCUGGAGGAUCUCUAAAGGAAUGAAGAACGACUGGUCACAGCAGCGGGAACAGGGACAUCUGCCAGUUUAUCUGUGGUCGUUCAUCACCGAAGACGAGAUAAUACAGUAGCCUAACCACACUUUCGAAGAGCUUAGCUCUUUCUUGAUGCAUGUUAUUAACAAUUGCGGGCUGCAAUGCUUCAUGUAAUUAAGGCUUGUUUGUGGUUAGAUGUCAGGCAGUGCUAAGAUGUUCACCAAUUCACCAUUUCCUCAAAGCUUCUGCCCAAAACUGUUUCGUUUUAAUGCAUGUUCCUGAAUGACUGUAA